AGAGUAAUCCAUGAAAAUCCGAGAAACCCUGAUUUCGUCAUCAAACUCUUAUGCGAACAGCGUCCCUGCGAUCAACUCCCAAGUCGCGACUUCCAGGUCGCCAUGGCCGACACCUCUAAAAAAUUUCCAGCCUCGCCGUCGCCACCAAGCCACGCCCUCUCCGCUCAGUGUUAAUUUCUCCCUUUUUCCUCUCCUUGCUUCUCACCCUCUCUGCUCUACCAAAAAGACAACAGAUCUUUCUUCCUUCUUUCUCUCCUUGUAUUCAAAGGCCACCAUAUCUUUCACGGGUCAGAUAAUCUCCUGGUGCUGACUGUUAAUCUUGGCAUUUUAUUGCUUAAUUUUUCUAGUUCAUUCUUUCUGUAUGCAGUAUUUGGAAGAAAACAAAUAUUGUUAAUCCCAAAAUACGUGGAAACUCAUUGAAUGUGCAAAAUGAGUCUGGUGACUGAUUCUCUGGUACACUCGUCUAGUAGCGAUGACUUUGCAGCUUUUCUUGAUGCAGAGUUGGAUUCUAAAUCCUCAGACUCGUCACCGAAUGAAGAAGAAGCUAAGGGUGAAUUUGAUUCUGAUUCUUCAGAUUCAUCACCAAAUGAAGAAGCUGAGAAUGAUUCUGACACUGAAAACCAUAGGUAUUUUAGCUUUCUUUCUGAAAAAAGGUCUAGGGUGGAGAAAUUGGAGAACAUAGAAGAUCCUAAAAGAUCAACGUCUAAUGGAUCCCUAGAGCAGAACUUAGGAGCAUCCUCAAGUAAGGAUGCCUGCACACAUCCAGGAUCUUUUGGAGACAUGUGUAUACUCUGUGGGCAAAAGUUGAAUGAGGAAACUGGUGUCACGUUUGGAUACAUACAUAAGGGAUUAAGGCUUGGCAAUGAUGAAAUUAUGCGGUUACGUAACACAGAUGUGAAGAAUCUGUUACGCCACAAAAAGCUUUACUUGGUUCUUGAUUUAGACCAUACAUUGCUUAAUUCUUCUCAGCUCAUGCAUAUGACAUUAGAGGAGGAAUAUUUGAAGAGUCAAAUAGAUUCUCUGCAAGAUGUUUCAAAUGGUAGCCUUUUCAUGUUGGACUUCAUGCACAUGAUGACCAAGUUAAGGCCCUUUGUACGCACAUUUCUCAAGGAAGCAAGUCAAAUGUUUGAGAUGUACGUAUACACGAUGGGUGAUAGAGCAUAUGCGAUGGAAAUGGCUAACCUGCUUGACCCUAGAAGAGAGUACUUCAAUGCUAGAGUUAUUUCACGUGAUGAUGGAACUCAAAGAAAUCAAAAAGGACUUGAUAUUGUUUUGGGGCAAGAAAGUGCUGUUCUGAUCCUUGAUGAUGCAGAAACUGCAUGGACAAAGCACAAAGACAAUUUGAUAUUGAUGGAAAGAUAUCAUUUUUUCGCUUCAAGUUGUCGCCAAUUUGGCUUCAAUUGUAAAUCACUUUCGGAGCUAAAGAGUGACGAGAGUGACUCAGAUGGAGCACUUGCAUCUGUUCUUAAAGUGUUGAGGAAAAUUCACCAUAUGUUCUUCGAUGAGCUAGUGGAUAAUCUUGAUGGCAGAGAUGUGAGACAGGUUUUAAAAACUGUUCGUAAGGAUGUAUUGAAGGGAUGUAAAAUUGUCUUUAGUCGAGUUUUUCCUGCCCAAUUUCAGGCUGAAAACCACCAUCUCUGGAAAAUGGCUGAGCAAUUGGGAGGCACGUGCUCCGGAGAACUCGACCCAUCAGUUACACAUGUGGUGUCCCAAGAAGCUGGGACCGAGAAGUCUCGUUGGGCUCUGAAGAACAAGAAGUUUUUGGUUCAUCCACGAUGGAUAGAGGCUGCAAAUUAUUUGUGGCAAAGACAGCCUGAAGAGAAUUUCUGUGUCAACCAACCAAAAAAUCAAUAGUCAGUAUCUUCAUUUAGGUUUAAACAAUUUUUGUAGUAAUUGAUAGUUUGAGGGGCUUGGUGUUUGGUUCCUGUUUAGUAAUGUAGGUUCCUUGACCUCGCAUCACCAUAUAUUAUGGUUACCUGUAUACAUCAAGCGGUUCACAGAAUCAUGUAAAAUCACCAAAUAUGUUUGAUAGCACCCAUGAUCGUCAAGUGGUGAAUGAUCAAAGCCCCACUGAAUUUCAUUUGUUGA
Hevea brasiliensis (rubber tree) is the source of this 2088-nucleotide messenger RNA. RefSeq names its product RNA polymerase II C-terminal domain phosphatase-like 4. Bases 421 to 1854 code for a protein of 477 amino acids. The record is from RefSeq and is a predicted model, not a curated record. The transcript has 10 exons. Gene Ontology annotation, cellular component: nucleus. Gene Ontology annotation, molecular function: RNA polymerase II CTD heptapeptide repeat phosphatase activity. Lineage: Eukaryota; Viridiplantae; Streptophyta; Magnoliopsida; Malpighiales; Euphorbiaceae.